AUGGGUCAAGCAGGAUCGCAUCUCGAAGACAUGGUCAACACGUCCAAUUUUUCCGCAGAGGAAAUCCAACGACUUUAUAAACGGUUCAUGAAGCUUGACAAGGAUAACUCUGGAUCGAUCGACAAGGAAGAGUUUUUAUCUAUUCCUCAGAUUGCCAACAACCCACUAGCGUCACGCAUGAUUGCUAUCUUUGAUGAGGAUGGUGGUGGCGACGUUGAUUUUCACGAAUUCAUCAAGGGAUUGAGCGCAUUUAGUGCACGAGGAAACAAACGAGAGAAGCUUGAAUUUGCAUUCAAGGUAUAUGACAUGGAUCGUGAUGGCUAUAUUUCCAAUGGCGAGUUGUUUUUGGUGCUCAAGAUGAUGGUUGGUAACAAUCUCAAGGAUAACCAGCUCCAGCAAAUCGUUGACAAGACCAUCAUGGAGGCUGACAAGGACAUGGAUGGCAAGAUAAGCUUUGACGAGUUUGUCAUUAUGGUCGAGAACACCGAUGUCGCCAAGCAAAUGACGCUGGAGAGUUUCUAG
Messenger RNA from Lichtheimia ornata, 522 nucleotides. RefSeq names its product calcineurin subunit B. The record is from RefSeq and is a predicted model, not a curated record. Gene Ontology annotation, molecular function: calcium-dependent protein serine/threonine phosphatase regulator activity; calcium ion binding. Bases 1 to 522 code for a protein of 173 amino acids. NCBI's taxonomy places the organism in Eukaryota, Fungi, Mucoromycota, Mucoromycetes, Mucorales, Lichtheimiaceae. The transcript is spliced from 3 exons.